Cyclopterus lumpus (lumpfish) is the source of this 1892-nucleotide messenger RNA. RefSeq names its product transmembrane protein 60-like. NCBI's taxonomy places the organism in Eukaryota, Metazoa, Chordata, Actinopteri, Perciformes, Cyclopteridae. The transcript has 2 exons. The record is from RefSeq and is a predicted model, not a curated record. The coding region runs from base 424 to 756 and encodes 110 amino acids.
UUCCAGGGUGAGUGGCCACAGAUAACGGACCCCAACAAAACAACAAAAAAAAUCCCUCCGUCUGUUGUCGCUGUCUGUUAAUAAUCAUGUGAAUCCUCCGGACCGCUGAGAUUUGGUGCAACAUUACUUCACACAGGGAGGCUGAAGAUGCCGGACACCGAUGUAGAAACACGCUGAAGUAAGUCACACGGCGUCUUACAUAAAGCACCAGUCGGUUAGCUGCGUGCUAUUGAGCUGUAAAAGCUAGCUGCCAUUAUAACAUGAGCUAAUCAUCGGGGAUUGAAGGUAAUUGAUUAUUAGUAAUACUACAUUGAUUAUUAGUGUUAGUGGCACGUUCUUGGAAGUGUUUAACUAUACCGCGUUUUAAGCAGCUGUUAUAACGUGGCUCUUGUUUUCUUGCUAGAAGACUCCAUCGACCAAAACAUGUCAUCAUUAAGUGUGCAGUGGAACUGGUUCCUCAUCUUCCUCCCGGUGUGGGUAUUUGAUGGCAUCCUCAUCCUCAUGCUUGCCAUCAAGAUGGCAGGCCGCUGCAAGCCCGGGUAUGACCCGCGCAACGGCUCCCCAGACCUGCGUCUGCGUGCCUGGUACCUGACGGCCAUGCUGCUCAAGCUGGGCUUCUGCCUGACGCUGUGCGCCAAGCUGGAGAAGCUGGCGGAUGUGAAGCUAACUGUUGUGUGCAUACCACUUUGGACCAUGUUACUGGGGGCAUUGGUGGAGCUGGGGAUGAAUAUAUUUCCUGAAAGGAGAGAGGCCUGAGAAGGAGGAAUUGUUACGCCUGAUUAUGAUGUUUUCAGAAAGGACCGAAGCUCAGAGAAGGAAUCCAAUCAUAAUUUCAGACAUUCGUAUUCAUCUUAAGAAUAAGAGACUUUGUGUAAAAGUACAAAUCGUAGUGUGUUCAGACCUCGAUGGAAUUAGCGGUCUGUCCAUUCAUGUUCAAAAUAGCUACAAAAAAAUGGCAGUAUUUACUUUACAAAGAAAAACAAAUGCACAAAAGGGAUCAACUGUAUAAGACUACUGUGAAUCCUACACUGGAAGAAAUGAUAAGAUGCUCUAAUGUUUGCUCUUGUUUUGAAGAUGUUUAGUAUUUUUUUCCUAGUGUUUAUUUUCACUGUAUAUAAGCUCUUGUAAAGAUUCCGGUUCAAAUGAUUUUGACUCAAGUUCCUUUUAUUUAAGUUGAAUACCAACAGCUGUCUCUUGGUACCAAAUCAUGGAGUGGACGUUUCUGCGACAUGUGCUUUUAUAUAUUGUGUGGUUUUAUUUAGGCACAUACUUCUUUUCAUUCCUGAACCGCGAAAAUCAGUUGGCCAAAUAUUAUUUCACAAGUUCUAAAUUAACUUGAGAGAUGUUCGUGGCAGUAGCUUGGUUUGGCCGCAAUCGAGACGGAAAUUGUAUAAUUUUAAGAAAUUGUUCAGGACAUAAAAAGCAUCUUGGAACAACUUGUGAUUUUUCCACAGGCUGCCCUCCCUGCUCCGUACAGGGUCUCUUUUGUACCAUGUAAAUCAUGUGCUCCAUGAAAAUCAGUAAGCUGUUAUUACUGUUGGUACAAGGUCCAUGGUCGCUAGGAAAAGUACAUGACAUGUCCCACGAUAAAGACCAUGUUCCUGCUGCGUAUUGAGUUCCAUUAUUAGGGUUUAAACAUGCAUCCGAACACUUUUAUCAGCAGUUUCUAGGGUCUUCUAGUUUUUGUUUCAUGUUUCAACUUCAUGGUACGGCUGACUUUGCGCAUGUACGACAUUUGUUUUGUGCCAUUCAAUUGUUUAGUAGUAUUUAAAAUACAUUAUUUGCGCUAUUUUGCACUGUGUUGAAACAAAAAGAAAUAUGAUUUGAGGUCAAAAGUUGUUUUGAUAAUUAAUGCACGUCUCGUAAGAAAUAAAUGGAUUCUGUACAUUGAA